Messenger RNA from Lytechinus variegatus (green sea urchin), 606 nucleotides. RefSeq lists its product as uncharacterized. The transcript has a single exon. The coding region runs from base 1 to 606 and encodes 201 amino acids. The record is from RefSeq and is a predicted model, not a curated record. Lineage: Eukaryota; Metazoa; Echinodermata; Echinoidea; Temnopleuroida; Toxopneustidae.
AUGCAUGUAAGUUUCCAGCGUAAUGUUUCACCUCCACCAGUGAUCACUAUCGGGAAUCAAGUUUUGGAGGCUGUUACGUCUCUCCGCUUACUUGGCGUUGUUAUACAAUCAAACCUGAAGUGGGAUCAGCAAGUGGAACAGCUCAUCAAACGUGCUUCGAAACGUCUGUAUAUCUUGUGCAAGCUGAAAAGGAAUGGAGUUCCAGCAAUUGAUCUUGUUUUCAUAUACACAAUGUAUAUCAGGCCAUUGAUGGAAUAUUGUGCACCAGUUUGGAGCAGUAGUUUGACAACUCAGCAAUCAGACAGUAUAGAGCGGGUACAACGUAGGGCUCUCAGGAUGAUAUCGUACCCUGACCAACAUCAUUAUGAUGAACUCCUGAGCAGAUUUAACAUUCCUUCCCUUGCCGAGAGAAGAAAAGACCUGCUGACCAACUUUGCCAAGUCAAUCCUUGUCUCAUCGCGACAUCGUCAUUUGCUACCUGCUGAACGGCAGCAUGUCUCGCGAGGUAGACUGAGGAAUUCUCAUCACUUGGACCUUCCUUAUACUAGAACUGAACGAUAUAGGAAAUCAAGUGUACCCUCACUUGUCAAACUGAUCAAUGCUUAG